Miscanthus lutarioriparius is the source of this 984-nucleotide messenger RNA. The record is from the annotation of a GenBank genome assembly. NCBI's taxonomy places the organism in Eukaryota, Viridiplantae, Streptophyta, Magnoliopsida, Poales, Poaceae.
AUGGAUAAACCCAUCGGCAAAGUGAGAAUUCGACUUUCAACACUUGAGACGUCGCGUGUGUACACACACACAUAUCCAUUGCUUGUCCUCAGCCCAUCAGGAGUUAAAAAGAUGGGUGAACUACAUCUUGCCAUCCGGUUCACAACAUCAUCCCUUAUCAAUGUGCUCUUUACAUACUCUAGGCCCCUCUUGCCCAAGAUGCAUUAUGCGCAACCUCUGUCAAUAGUUCAGCAGGAAAUACUCCGCCACCAGGCUGUGCAGCUUGUUGCGCAGCGCCUGGGGCGUAUGGAGCCACCAGUUCGCAGGGAAGUUGUUGAGUUUAUGUCAGAUGCUCGCUCUCAUCUGUGGAGCAUGCGACGGAGCAAAGCUAACUUCUUCCGUCUUAUGCAAGUCUUCUCAGGGGUCAUUGCUGCAGGGAAGUGGUUCGGUGAUGUUUGUCAGUGGAAAAACCCAGUCACCACAGUGUUGGUUCAUGUGCUCUUUAUCAUGCUUGUGUUCUAUCCAGACCUUAUCCUGCCAACAAUCUUCCUCUACAUGUUCUUGAUAGGGUUGUGGAAUUACCGGUUCCGGCCACGCUUCCCACCACACAUGAACACAAGAAUAUCUUACGCUGAUGUUGCACAUCCAGAUGAGCUUGAUGAAGAAUUUGACACAUUCCCAACCUCAAGGAGCCCAGAUCUCAUUAGGAUGAGGUAUGACAGGUUACGGCAUGUUGCUGGGAGGAUACAGACAGUUGUUGGGGACAUUGCCACUCAGGGAGAGAGAUUACAGUCACUGCUGAGCUGGAGGGACCCAAGGGCAACAGCUAUGUUCCUAAUAUUUUGCCUGAUUACUGCGAUUAUACUAUAUGUGACACCAUUCCAAGUGAUUGAACUCUGCCUUGGGUUCUUCUGGAUGAGGCAUCCUCGGUUUCGCCACAAGGUGCCGUCAGCACCAGCAAACUUCUUCAGGAGGCUACCUGCAAAGACAGAUUCUUUGCUGUAA